Messenger RNA from Rhopalosiphum padi (bird cherry-oat aphid), 381 nucleotides. RefSeq lists its product as uncharacterized. The transcript is spliced from 3 exons. Lineage: Eukaryota; Metazoa; Arthropoda; Insecta; Hemiptera; Aphididae. The record is from RefSeq and is a predicted model, not a curated record. The coding region runs from base 31 to 381 and encodes 116 amino acids.
UUAACAAUUAUUGAAGAUGAUAUAUUGUAAAUGGACAACAAUCCCAAUUUAGACACCUAUUUGAAGAAUACACGUGAACUAGAUAAUUUAUCAACAGAAUUUGGCAAAUUAUCAUUAGAUGGAGCUCAACAAAGUAUAAACCAAUUUUUAAGCGAUACUAAAAUGAAGAGCUCUGAUAAAAUAAAAUUACCAACGCCAUUGCGUUCAAUGCUUAAACUUUCUUUCACGGAAAAAAUUGAGCCUUUUGAUUACAUCGACAAACAUCUAUAUUAUUUAAACCGUAAUAUAUACCAGUCAUUUUUAAAACGCAGAGUGAAAGUCUCUCCCAAGACUACAAACGAGUUGGUAAUUUAUUUAGUAGCCUUUCAGGUAAAAUUUUAG